AUGAUCGGCAAUAAUAUGCCAAAUAUCUCAGUCUGUUCAUAUCUAUCUAUCUAUCUAUCUAUCUAUCUAUCUAUCUAUCUAUCUAUCUAUCUAUCUAUCUAUGUCCGUUUUCUUUCUCCCUUCUCUUCCUCUCUUGCCCUCUCCUCCCUAUCUUUUUCUCUUCUCUCUCUCUCUCUCUUUCCCUAUGUGUGUGUAUGUAAGUGUCUGCGUGUUUCUCAGUCUGUUCAUAUCUAUCUAUCUAUCUAUCUAUCUAUCUAUCUAUCUAUCUAUCUAUCUAUCUAUCUAUGUCCGUUAUCUAUGUAUGUAUAUAUGUAUCUAUCUAUCUAUCUAGAAAUAUGGUUUGACCAAAAACUGCUUAAAUAUAUAAUUUUUCCUUUUGUCUUUAUUCAUAUCUAUCUAUCUAUCUAUCUAUCUAUCUAUCUAUCUAUCUAUCUAUCUAUCUAUCCCAAUCUAUCUAUCUAUCUAUCUAUCUAUCUAUCUAUCUAUCUAUCUCAGUCUCUUAAUUAUCUAUCUAUCUAUCUCAGUCUUAUUAUCUAUCUAUCUAUCUAUCUAUCUAUCUAUCUAUCUAUCUAUCUAUCUAUCUAA
Acanthosepion pharaonis is the source of this 585-nucleotide messenger RNA. The record is from the annotation of a GenBank genome assembly. NCBI's taxonomy places the organism in Eukaryota, Metazoa, Mollusca, Cephalopoda, Sepiida, Sepiidae.